Belonocnema kinseyi is the source of this 1979-nucleotide messenger RNA. RefSeq lists its product as uncharacterized. The record is from RefSeq and is a predicted model, not a curated record. The transcript has 4 exons. Gene Ontology annotation, biological process: regulation of calcium ion-dependent exocytosis; cellular response to calcium ion; synaptic vesicle endocytosis. Bases 1 to 1233 code for a protein of 410 amino acids. Gene Ontology annotation, molecular function: calcium ion binding; clathrin binding; calcium-dependent phospholipid binding. Lineage: Eukaryota; Metazoa; Arthropoda; Insecta; Hymenoptera; Cynipidae. Gene Ontology annotation, cellular component: axon; dense core granule; synaptic vesicle membrane.
AUGGCAAUAGCAAGAAUUAAGAGUUUCCUCGAUAGCAGUAUCAAAAACAUAUCUGCGCCGUUAGACCACACGGCUACUCUGGAGCCGGAAAUUGGCAUAAAAAUAGUCCAUUCGCCAAAUGACAAAACAUUACUUGUGACAGUUCUCGGCGCUAGGCACUUACCGCAAAAUUUUGGUUUUACAAGAGUCAACAGUUACGUAGUAAAGGUGAAACUGAUACCCGGCAAAGAGAAAUUCGAAACGACAUCAAAAAAUGAAUCCUGGCCUCAAUGGAACGAGGAUUUCGUAUUUCAUCUUCGAAAAGAAACUAAGUCUAAGUUCGGCAAGUCCAAGGUUGUGGAAGAAGAGCUCAGUGGAUCUAAAUUCAUCGUAGUCACCUUGUAUGCAAUCUUAGAGGAAAAGCCAUUGAUUGCAACUGAAAAGAAGGAGAAUGCGAAGGAAAAGAAGGAUAAAAGCGAAUCUUCAAAGAAGGAUGGAAAAAAGAAGGAAGGAGGCAGUGGUGCUUCUGGUUCCCAGGAGUCACACAAAAAUAAGCUCUUACAAUUAAGUCAAUUUUUUGGUAGACCGUCGGACAAGGUUGCUGAUCAAAGUGUUCCUGAAAGGAAAAUUUUUGAUAAAAGACGAACCCUUGGAGCUACAACCAUUCCUCUAGAUUCAAGGAAUUUCACGACAAAAGCACCUAAAGCUAAGCAUCAAAGUGAUAUUUCUACAGGUGAUAUGUGGAGAACGCUUAAACCGAUUUCUAGUGGAAUUGCCGGGGCAGAAGAAAGAAGAGAGAACAAGAAGGGACAAGUUGAACUUUCCUUGUGUCAGCAAAAAAGUCACCAGAAGGAUGCAGGUGGUGGACCCUUAGUAUUAACUUUGCUGCGUUUGAGAUGCUCAAUGCAAUCGAUGCAUGAACAUGAAACUCUCAAAGGUCAGAUGUACAUUAAAAUGUCUGUCAUCGAAGGAGGAAGAGUUACUCACUUUUGGAAAAGCGAUCGAUUUGCACCCUGCAUUUCCAUGAAGUUCGCUCCCGAAAUGGCCAAAGUUGUUGUUGACAAUCCCUAUGAAGGAGCACUCAAGGACGUUAGUUUUGUUAUUAAAUUUGUCUCCAAAAACAAGAUCGGAAAAAAGUCUACUGUUGGUCAUUUCGCGAUUGGACCGGAAGUUGGUGGAGCAUAUAGCGAACAGUGGAAACAAGCACUUGCAAAACCGGGUCAACAAAUUAUUAAAUGGCAAGCUUUCGAAUAGGGCAGGAGUUUAAAUUUAUUUUAUGACACGUAUUAGACUCCUUUUAAAAUAGAUUUAAACUAUAACUAAAUAUUUUACUAAUAUUUAAAAAAAUGAGGAUAUGGAUAAAGGAAAAGAUAGAAAUCCGUCCAAUCAGCAUAUUAUGAACCUGGUAAAAGAAUGUUACAUAUAAAACACAGUCAAUUGAAAUCAAACAUUUACUUAUGGUUUAUUUUUUAUACGAAAGGACUACGAAACCUAAGCCUUGCAUUUUUUAUUUUUUCAAUAUAGUUUUUAUUAAUCUUGUUGUAUUUUGUAUAUCAAUAGAUAAUCAAUUUUAUUAUAUUUAAUUAUUACAAUCUAAAAAAAAACUUUAGUUUCGCCUAUUUCGAAACCACAGUAUUGUUAUAAUCCGUCCGUUUCUUUAUAAACUUUAACCUUGGAAACUAAUAAAUUGGUUUUCCUUUUUACAUUUGUAUUAGCGGUUAACCAACUGACACUGCCUUCUGGUAAACAUGAGGUAAAUUUAUCGUACAAGAAUUACACUUUUAAAGUAUUAAUAGGUUAAGCGCACUCACUCAACAACUUACUGCGUGUGAAUUUGUGUAUAAAUGUAUAGUUUUAGGUAUUAAGGAAAAUGUUUGUGCCAUCGAGAGCUCUAUUUUUUAUGCAUUUACAACAUUUUGUGGCACACAUUUACACAAUUGUUAUUUAAUCUAGGAAUUGUAUUUGGCAUGAAAUAAACAUACAACAAAGCUUUAUUAAAA